UGGGCCUCUUGUGUAGAAGACCGACUGCUCGCAGCACAGUAGGGUAUAUUUAUUUGUCUAUACUCUCGGACCAUUGUAUGUCAAGCUGUUAUAUUUAGGCAAGCUAUUUAGGCCUUAAAAAAGUUAAUAGUUCAAAUGAUUGGUGUUUUCAAUGACAGCAUAACUAAAUUCGUUUUAUAAUUCUUUGGUUUUCAGUUAAUCGAUACUGCUGUUUUCGAUGGGGUUUUUGUCAGGAUGUUUGAAAGCGUACUCCAAAUCCCAUUUUGAGUAUUUAAUUUAGAAUAAUGAAUUCAAACCUUAUUCAACCAACAAUUAAAGCCUAUAACCUAUAGACAAAAUAAAACGUACCUACAAAUAAAUCGACCCGGCGUAAUUGAGAUAAUCUCAUGUUUUUUAAAGCACUGUUAAAUCUUACACAAUCUAUUGUCCAACAAACAUUUAAAUCGGCAAUAAUUUGAACACGUAUUUUUAUAAUCGCAUGCUUUUUGUACUUUCGAAUCUGGUUUUCAGUUCCACAGAAAUAUAAAAUAUUAUAUGGAGGGUUUUUAAUUUAUCAAAAUAGUAGGAGUCCUGUUGAUUUAUGUUGGAUGCACGACGGCAUUUUAGCUCAUGAAUUGUGAUUAAGUAUGUUACAGGAAAAUAAAGAUCACAUUUUAAGAUUUACAUUUUGUUGUAUAAACAAUUGAUUUCCAUCUCCAACACUAUCCAAAUCACAAUGAUGCAUGGAAUUAAUGUUGUAAUCGUUCUGUGGAGGCUGUCAACAUGUCCACUGUUACAGCGUGACCAAUCACACACAGUCCAAAAUGGACAGGAGAGAGGCCAUAGUGGCCUAUUAGGAUUUUAAACAUUAUUUUACUCCAAUUUAUUGUGAAUAUUGAAGGUUUAUUGACGCAAUAACAGAAAAGCCAACGCUAUUAUUCAUAUAGGCUAACAUUCCACUUCACAUAAAUCCCAUUCGUUGUUCCAUGAUUCGUUGAUGUGUUAUUUAGAUUAGAAAAAUAUGCUGAUAUAAAUGUACAUAUAUAGAUAGACCUAUUGUGUGUAUUUUGCUUUUAUUUUCUCUGGGUUUGUAUUUAUUUUUCCAUGAACUGUAUAUGCUAUCUAAACUAAAUAGAUGCUUUAUUGGGUUUUUCUCUUUGUAUUGCUUUUCACACACAUUUGCAUGUCAGGAAGCCUACAUGACAGACCUACUUGAAAUAGUCCUUUUCAUGGCAUUUCUGUAGAUGACAAUGACGCAAUAGUUUGAUUGUUACAUACAAUUAUACAUUUUUUAAACAUUUACAUAAAAAACAACCCAAUGGUAGUCUAUUUCUCUUAUUAAAUGUGAAUCAAAAUAUCAUUGUUAUCCUGCUACCAUUUUAAAGAAAUUGUGUUUCAAAUGUACUUGCUCCUUCGAAAUGUUCAUUGAAAUAUAAUUUUGAACGGCAAAUAAAUAUAAAUUAAUCAGAUGUCUGUUAUGUUUUCUUUUGAGUUUUUGACAUUGAUGGUUUUGAUAUCUGAGACAAUUAAGAAGACUCAGAGAUUAUGAUUUUAAAAUACAUUGUAGCUUUACUCUAAGAAAAAUAUGAUGCCAAUUUACUAUUGGUCUAGUGGUCACAUUUUCAGUAUAAUUUCAAGGGGCUCAGUGGAACCACCGUCUGUGUAGCAGUCUGUUUAACUAUAAUUCUCUCCUUGCCACUCCUGUCAUGCUAAACUUUGGCAUGUAACAUGGAAUACAAUUCAUGGAAUGUCAGCAAAACGAACUGGGACCCAGACUAGAACCACACAGGGUGAUAUACUGUAUGAAUCAACGCAAAGAAGAGCCUUUUCUUCCAUGGUGGUAAAUUACAACAACAAAAAAUAUAUAUAUAUAAACACAACAUGUAAAGUGUAGGUUUCAUGAGCUGAAAUAAAAUAUCCCAGAAAUGUUCCAUGCGCACAAAAAGUUUAUUUCUCUAAAAUUUUGUGCGCUAAUUAGUUUACAUCGCUAUUAGUGAGCAUUUCUCCUUUGCCAAGAUAAUCCAUCCACCUGACAGGUGUGGCAUAUAAAGAAGCUUAUUAAACAGCAUGAUCAUUACACAGGUGUACCUUGUGCUGGGGACAAAAGGCCACACUAAAAUGUGCAGUUUUGUCACACAACACAAUGCCACAGAUGUCUCAAGUUUUGAGGGAGCAUGCAAUUGGCAUGCUGACUAGGAAUGUCCACCAGAGCUGUUGCCAGAGAAUUUGGUGUUCACUUUUCUACCAUAAGCCACUUCAGUCGUUUUAGAGAAUUUGGAGUACGUCCAACUGGCCUCACAACCGCAGACCACGUGUAAACUCGCCAGCCCAGGACCUCCACAUCUGGCUUCUUCAACUGCGGGAUCGUUUGAGACCAGCCACCCGGACAGCUGAUGAAACUGGUCUUGAUCGGACUGCAGUUCGGCGUCAUAACCGACUUCAGUGGGCAAAUGCUCACCUUCGAUGGCCACUGGCGCGCUGGAGAAGUGUGCCCUUCACGGAUUGUGAACAGAGUGCCCCAUGGUAGAGGUGGGGUUAUGAAGUAUGCUCCGUCUGUCUUUGAGAAAUAUGUCUCCACAGUCACGUAUGGAGGGAAAGAGAUUCGGCUCAACCUCUAUGACACAGCUGGCCAAGAUGAUUACGAUCGUUUGAGGCCACUCUCCUACCAGAAUGCCAACCUGGUGUUGGUUUGUUAUGAUGUGACCAACCCCACCAGUUUUGAAAAUGUCUUAAUCAAGUGGUACCCGGAAGUGAACCACUUCUGUCGCGAUGUUCCUGUCAUUCUGAUUGGCUGUAAGACUGACCUGAGGAAGGAUAAGGAGCGUACCAGGAGACUCAAAGCCAUGGAUCAGGCUCCCAUCACUUACACACAGGGUGAGGAGACCAGGCGGCAUAUGAGUGCUGAGCUUUAUCUAGAGUGUUCAGCCAAAUACCGGGAGAACGUAGAGGACAUUUUCAGAGAUGCCACCAAAAAAGCCCUGGCAUCAAGCCGCAGAGCAAGACACCGUACGAAGAAGAGGCAUUGUGUCAUCCUGUGACCUCGUUCUAGUGAAAGGACAGAAGCUUGAAGUCCAUUGACACAACGGGACACUCUGUCCUCUGGUCUUACAUGCCAAAGCUACCCAAUCUGCUGCUUGUCUAUUAUAAACAACUGCUUGCCACAUCCUGGGUCAUCUUAAUUCAAUUUCAAGAAGAGCCUGUUCCAUCCCCAACCAAUUCAUGCCUUUGGGAUCUGGACAAUGAUAUUGAACACUGAACUAAUAUCUGCUAAGAUCUGCUAGGAUAGAGAUGGAAUUCCUGCUAGUUCUAUGGGCGCAAGGUCUAUCCUGGGAUUCUAGAGUGGUUUUGUUAUUGACUAGCUACGUUAGACCAGGGUGUAAAUUGGCAUAUAAAAUCAAAUCAAAUGUAUUUAUAUAGCCCUUCUUACAUUAGCUGAUAUCUCAAAGUGCUGUACAGAAAUCCAGCCUAAAACCCCAAACAGCAAGCAAUGCAGGUGUAAAAGCAGAUUGAGAUUGUGCUUCAUUUACCUUUUUCAAAUAUCCUGUUAUCAAUUACUGAAUUUCUAUUUUUACUUUUAUAAAGAACUUGUUAUGCCUA
Salvelinus fontinalis (brook trout) is the source of this 3576-nucleotide messenger RNA. Its product is annotated as rho-related GTP-binding protein RhoF-like. Lineage: Eukaryota; Metazoa; Chordata; Actinopteri; Salmoniformes; Salmonidae. The transcript has 6 exons. Gene Ontology annotation, biological process: cell migration; small GTPase-mediated signal transduction. The record is from RefSeq and is a predicted model, not a curated record. Bases 2373 to 3017 code for a protein of 214 amino acids. Gene Ontology annotation, molecular function: GTP binding; GTPase activity.